AUGACCGAGGUCGGGGAAGACCAGACUCGUUUCCAACACCACCCGCGGUUCAACAACAUUGGGUUUUCAGGUGGAUCUGGGAAACCUGGAAAACCUGGAACUUCUGGUUCUGGUGGAAUUCCUGGGAUGCCGGACAAUCUGCCACCAGGAAUGCCAAGACCACCAUCACAAGGUGGAUCUGGAAAGCCAGGAGGAGGUGGGAAGCCAGCACCAUCGCACCCAGAAGAAGAUGACCAAUCAAGUGCUUCGGAUUAUACUGACAGUCAAGAUUCAUCUUCUGGUAGACUUUUGAGGCUGGUGGAAACGGACCGGGAGGCUCGGGAGGAUCUGGAGGCUUGCCGCCUGGAUUUGCAGAAAUGUUUGGAACACCCCCUCCCGGAGUUAAUAUGCCCACAGGUCGCGGAAAACCAGACUCGUUUCCAACACCACCCUCGGUUCAACAACAUUGGGUUUUCAGGUGGAUCUGGGAAACCUGGAAAACCUGGAACUUCUGGUUCUGGUGGAAUUCCUGGGAUGCCGGACAAUCUGCCACCAGGAAUGCCAAGACCACCAUCACAAGGUGGAUCUGGAAAGCCAGGAGGAGGUGGGAAGCCAGCACCAUCGGGUGGAGGUGGAAGUGAAAGUGAACCUUUACCUCCAAGCCUUUUGGCCUUGUUAGAUCCAGAAGGAGAUGACCAAUCAAGUGCUUCGGAUGAUACUGACAGUCAAGAUUCAUCUGCUGGUAGGCUGAACCCGAGUAUCGUUUCUACCAUCUUUGGGGAGGCCAGUUCAAAACAGAUGGUACCAAUAUCCAUUGAGAACAAUCGAUUGAAAGCCCCUCCCUCCCGAAUCUACUCACGCCGAAUCGACCACAAGUUUUAUUGUGAUGAUGAAGACAUUCUUGUUACCAUGCUCCUAAACACGACUAGAGUCCACCUUCGCCUGGCCCUCCGAGCCCUCCUAGACCUCCUAGACCUCCGAACGGCGGACCUAAACGUCUUUACAACGCAGGAACACCCCCUCCCGGAGUCAAUAUGCCCACAGGUGGAAGCGGACCGGGAGGCUCGGGAGGAUCUGGAGGAUCUGGAGGCUUGCCGCCUGGAUUUGCAGAAAUGUUUGGAACACCCCCUCCCGGAGUUAAUAUGCCCACAGGUCGUGGAAAACCAGACUCGUUUCCAACACCACCCCCGA
This is a messenger RNA of Darwinula stevensoni, 1170 nucleotides long. NCBI's taxonomy places the organism in Eukaryota, Metazoa, Arthropoda, Ostracoda, Podocopida, Darwinulidae. The record is from the annotation of a GenBank genome assembly.